GGUCAGUAAUUGUCCUGCCCCUAUGAUACUAGUUUUGUUUGUAACCACAACACCACAUCUGACAUCUCUUAUUAAAGAUGGGGGAGAGGUUGCAAAGCCAAAAAAGCUAUGUUUGCUCUUUUUUUGACUGUAAAGCCACAUUCAGUAAGUCGUGGAAACUUGAGGCUCAUCUUUGCAAACACACAGGAUUGAAACCAUUCUCCUGUGACAACUGCGACAAGAGCUUUUGCACUCGUUAUCAACUCACCAGACAUGAGCUCAGUCACAGUGGGGAGAAACCACACAAGUGUCUGGCUGAUGGAUGCUCCGAGGCCUUUGUCACAAAUGCCAGCAUGAAGAACCACAUGGCUCGAGUUCACCAUCAUCAGGAGAAGCAAUACAAAUGUGCUCAUCAGGGCUGUGGGAAAGUUUUCAACAAGCGGAACCAGCUGAAAGCCCAUACCUGUGAACACCAGCAGAUCCUGCCUUUUCAUUGUUCUUUCAGUGGCUGCACGAGAGAAUUUCCCUCUCAUGGAAAACGAAAGCAUCAUGAGAAAGUGCACGCAGGUUAUCCUUGUGAGAAUGAAGCAUGUACUUUCAAGGGAAAAACAUGGACAGAAUAUCAGAAGCACAGAAAAGAACACAAAGUCAAGGUGCCGUGUGGAGUGUGUAAACAGCUGUUUAACAACACUUGGUUCGUGCACCAGCAUGAGCUGCGUGUCCACUCUGGGGAGAAUAAGAAGAAGCUGUCGUGCAGCAGAAAGGGCUGUGAUAAGAAGUUCACCCGCCGCUUUAACCUGGAAUGUCAUGUACUGGGAGACCAUGAGGGCAAGAAGCCCUUCAGCUGUGCGUAUGCUGGCUGUGGGAAGAGCUUUGCCAUGAAGGAAAGCCUGUGGCGACAUGGAGUGGUGCAUGAUCCAGCAAAGAAAAAGCUGACGAAACUGCAUCCUAAAAAGAAUCAGCCGUGGCGUCUGGCGCUGCGGGCCAAACAGGCAGCUGCAGCCAAUCAGGCGGAGACCAACAAGCUCGCUGCAAAGCUGCGCAAUACAACUUUAAAGAGUACCAAAUCUUGAGGCUGCACUAUUUAAAUCUGCUUGGUUGUUUUCAUUUAUGGUGAAGCAAGUUAUGAUUUUUCUGUUUUUGUUUCUGAAAUAAAGCUUCAUUAAUACAGCAA
This is a messenger RNA of Centropristis striata (black sea bass), 1153 nucleotides long. It is a transcript of the gene gtf3ab, whose product is annotated as general transcription factor IIIA, b. Bases 78 to 1052 code for a protein of 324 amino acids. Gene Ontology annotation, cellular component: nucleus. The transcript has 9 exons. The record is from RefSeq and is a predicted model, not a curated record. NCBI's taxonomy places the organism in Eukaryota, Metazoa, Chordata, Actinopteri, Perciformes, Serranidae.